ACAACUAUCUUGCUAAGUAGUAAACGACAGAGAUAUUCAAACGCAUUACGAGUGCCCGAUUCCUUUGACGCCACCAACAACACUACAUCACCAGCAUUGUCGUCAUCUUCAUCACUCACAUCAGUCAGUCAUGGCAGUCUCAACAGAUCAACCGCCUGCGAAUCCCAUGUUCGCUACUUCGAACUCAUCGCGCCCAACGACCGCCGAGAAGGCGAACCCUAGCCUACCAGUAGAACCAUCACAGAAAUCAUCAUCACGACCACCAAGCUUUGUCCCGUCGCGUAAAUCGGUUUCGACUUCGCCAAUUGACGGCCCCCGCUUUUCAACAAGCGACAAUGCCGUCGCCGCGCUGGACUUUCAGGGCUCUGUUGACAGCAACAACGACCUACCAAGCUUGGCCACCAUAAAGAAGAUCGAAAACUACCAUGUCCUCGAUCGCGACGGCAAGUCGCACACCUUCCGGAGUCUCUAUACUGGCAAGCACGUUGCCCGGCGAGUCCUCAUCAUCUUUGUCCGCCACUUCUUCUGUGGUCAAUGCCAAGAAUACCUUCGCACCCUCUCUGCCUCCAUAACCCCCGACGCCCUCCUCCGGCUUCCACUCUCGACCUUCAUCGCUGUUGUUGGCUGCGGUAACCCACAGCUCAUCGACAUGUACGCCCAAGCAACCAACUGCCCAUUCCCCAUCUACGCCGAUCCCACCCGCAAGCUAUACCAGGAGCUCGGCAUGGUUCGCACCCUCGCGCUGGGCGAGAAGCCCGCCUACGUAACCAAGCACCUGAUCAAAUCUUCAUUUGAUUCGAUCAUCACAGGCAUCAAACAGAUCCCCAAGGGGCUGGCCAACAAAGCGGGAGACUUCAAGCAGAUUGGCGGCGAGUUCUUGUUCGAACCGGUGGAUAUUCAGAGUCCCGUUAACGCCGUACAAUGGGAGGAUAUGGAAAGGACACUUGAAAGGGCAACAAGGGAGAACAAUGAAGCGGCUGCUGCUGCUGCUGCUGCUGCUGCCGAGAGGAAGAGGGACAGUUCCGGCUCAAGGCUGGAACCAGACUCUGACGACAAAGAGACCGGUCUAGGUAGUGACAGCAAGGGGACAAUAACAAAGGACAAGAAGAUCUUUGGCGGCCAAGGACACAGGCCGUCGGAAGCCAGCAUCGAUGGCAAGAACGAAGAAGACGAAGGCGAGGAGAAAAAAGUGACAUGGUGUCACCGUAUGAAGACAACGAGGGACCAUGUCGAGAUCCCCGAGCUUAUGGAGGUGCUGGGGCUUGAUGGGCAAGGGGAGCCCAUCAAGGACUCCAGGAGGUGGUCCAAGGCGCUGGAAACAAGAAAGGGAACUGGGUUUAGCAUGGCGCGUAGGAUGAACACUAUGAAGGCAGAGGCAGGAGCGUAGGAAGGCCUUAUGUGCUCGCCGUUUGGACGAAAAAGAAGUAAAAGGAAGACGAGGGAGGGUUUGCUAUCAUUGGGGAUGACAGGACCAUGAUGACGGGAAAGGAGUUGAUUGGUAUAGGAAUCUCAGAAAGGCAUGAGAAAGGAGAGCAAGCGGGUGAAGACCUAGUUGACUUGGCAUGGUGCAUGUUGUUUUUUAUUGUUUUCUUUGCUCAACUAUUCCCACACGGCAUGGCGGCUUGUUUUAUGUUCGCUUUUGUUUACAAGCAUGAUAUUUGAAUCAGAUUGAUACCACCCCGUUUAGGUUCA
This is a messenger RNA of Neurospora hispaniola, 1692 nucleotides long. RefSeq names its product AhpC/TSA antioxidant enzyme-domain-containing protein. NCBI's taxonomy places the organism in Eukaryota, Fungi, Ascomycota, Sordariomycetes, Sordariales, Sordariaceae. The record is from RefSeq and is a predicted model, not a curated record. The transcript has 2 exons. Bases 131 to 1387 code for a protein of 418 amino acids.